Messenger RNA from Puma concolor (puma), 1200 nucleotides. NCBI's taxonomy places the organism in Eukaryota, Metazoa, Chordata, Mammalia, Carnivora, Felidae. The record is from RefSeq and is a predicted model, not a curated record.
AUGGAGGCGGCCAGCACCGGGACGCUGCUGCUGGUGCUGCUGCUGCUCUUGGUGCUGACGCUGGCCCUGCCCCGGACCCCGGGCCACCUGCCCCCGGGGCCCAUGCCGCUGCCGCUGCUGGGGAACCUCCUGCAGCUCCGGCCCGGGGCGCUGUACUUGGGGCUCUUGCGGCUAAGUAAGAAGUAUGGACCAGUGUUCACCGUGUACCUGGGUCCCUGGCGGCGCGUGGUGGUCCUGGUUGGGCACGAAGCUGUCCAGGAGGCCCUGGGAGGUCAGGCUGAGGAGUUCAGUGGGCGGGGGAUGCUGGCAACGCUGGACGGGACUUUCGAAGGCCAUGGGGUUUUCUUCUCCAAUGGGGAGCGAUGGAGGCAGCUGAAGAGGUUCACCACACUCGCGCUGCGGGACCUGGGCAUGGGGAAGCGAGAAGGCGAGGAGCUGAUCCAGGCGGAGGCCCGGUGUCUGGUGGAGGCAUUCCAGGGGACAGAAGGACAGCCAUUUGACCCCUCCCUGCUGCUGGCCCAGGCCACCUCCAACAUCAUCUGCUCCCUUACCUUCGGCCUCCGCUUCCCCUAUGAGGAUGAGGAGUUCCAGACCGUGGUCCGGGCAGCUGGUGGCGCCGUGCUGGGGAUCAGUUCCCCAUGGGGCCAGGCCUACGAGAUGUUCUCCCAGCUCCUGCAGCACCUGCCGGGGCCCCACACACAACUCCUUGGUCACUUGAGCAUCCUGGCCACCUUUGCCGUCCAGCAGGUGCAGCGACACAAGGGGAGCCUGGACACCUCCGGGCCCGCGUGCGACGUUGUGGAUGCCUUCCUGCUGAAGAUGGCAGAGGAAGAGCAAGACCCAAACACAGAAUGGACUGACAAGAACUUGUUGAUGACAGUCAUUUAUCUGCUGUUUGCCGGGACAGUCACGGUCAGCACCACGGUCCGCUACGCCCUCUUGCUUCUGCUGAAAUACCCUCAGGUCCAAGAGCGAGUCCGGGAGGAGCUGACCCGGGAGCUGGGGGCUGGCCGGGCGCCAGGCCUGGGGGACCGAGCCCGCCUCCCCUACACGGACGCAGUUUUGCAUGAGGCGCAACGGCUCCUGGCUCUGGUGCCCAUGGGAAUGCCCCACGCCCUCACGAGGACCACCUGCUUCCGAGGGUACACCCUUCCCCAGGUGGGCGCCUGCACCCAGUGGUCGUCUCGGCCUCAGGCCUGA